UGUGUAUGUGUGUAUGGCUCUAUAGCCAUGAAAGAUAUGAAUAGAAGAAGACGUUUUGCCGUUUCUCUCUCUCUGGAGCGUGUCUUGGUUUCUUGAACAGUUAUUAUGGCUGUUCAAGCACAGCUGUACCCAGAAAGUCUUUGUUUUCCCAUGUCAGACCAACAAGAAGAUUGGGUUGUGAUGGUUCCUGCUUUUGAUUUGGGUUUCAAUCUUCCAGAGCCGCCUCCUCAACAGAGUACUCUGUUUUGUCUUCCACGACAAGUGAGCCAUAAUUUGGAUACUGGGUCGUCUUCUUCUUCUUCUGGUCCUUCUACAUGUUGUAGUAGCUUGCUUUCAACGGGACUUACUCGGUCAUUUGAUGCUCAGCUCGAGAUGCAAUGCCAAGAGAUUAACUGCAUUCUACAAUUACAGAGCGAGAGAUUGAAAUCUUCUCUGCAACAGCAGAGAAGGCUGGAGUUAGCAAUCCUUUUAAGGAACAUAGAAUCGAAGGCCAUGAGUUUGAUGCGGCAGAAAGAACAAGUCUUGGCACAAUCCACAAAUAAAAGAGUGGAGCUGGAAGCCCAGUUGAAAAGAGCAGAAAUGGAGAGCGAAUCAUGGCAGAGACUAGCCAGAGAAAACGAAGCUGUAGUGACAGAUCUGAACAACACACUUGAACAAGUCAGAGAACAAGCGGCCAUGGCCAGUAACAGAGCAGGAGAUGCAGAGUCUUCAAGUGGUGAUGGUUCAUUAUGGAUUGCUUGUAAGCUCUGUUAUUCUAGGACCUCGUGCGUUCUGUUUCUGCCUUGCAGACAUCUCUGCUCGUGCAAAUCAUGUGAAGCUUUUCUCUCUUCUUGUCCUGUCUGUAAGUCAGUAAAGGAGGGUAGCUUGGAAGUCUUUUUGGUCUAAACAAGAAAGGAGCAAAACAGAAGGAAGAAAGGAGAUGAAAAGAAAGAAAGGAUGGGAAAUUUUGUUUAGAAAAUUUUCUCGGGAAAACAAACACAAGUACUACGUAUUGGACUAGCCGUUGUGUUGUCAUAACUGGUAAUGAUGAUGGGUCCUUUUGAAGCUUUUCAUGGGUAUUUCUUUAACAGAAAUUUCUUUUCUUUUAUGCUCUCCGGCGGGUUAUGUGGAAUGGAAAUGAUAAUGACAGUAUCGAUAUGGGUAAAGAAUCUUAACCCGAUUUAGGUUGUAUUGAUUGUGCAUAAGAAAUCACCCUAUUG
Molecule: messenger RNA, 1199 nt
Organism: Tripterygium wilfordii
Lineage: Eukaryota; Viridiplantae; Streptophyta; Magnoliopsida; Celastrales; Celastraceae
Product: BOI-related E3 ubiquitin-protein ligase 1-like
Exons: 2
Coding region: 106-885 (259 amino acids)
Molecular function (GO): ubiquitin-protein transferase activity
Source: RefSeq, a predicted model, not a curated record